This is a messenger RNA of Pundamilia nyererei, 1297 nucleotides long. It is a transcript of the gene dpf2, whose product is annotated as double PHD fingers 2. Gene Ontology annotation, cellular component: nBAF complex. The record is from RefSeq and is a predicted model, not a curated record. NCBI's taxonomy places the organism in Eukaryota, Metazoa, Chordata, Actinopteri, Cichliformes, Cichlidae. The coding region runs from base 56 to 1297 and encodes 413 amino acids. Gene Ontology annotation, biological process: nervous system development. The transcript is spliced from 13 exons.
CCUGACAGAGGGCACACAUUACCCGGCAACCACUUUCCCAGUGUAUCGAAGCAAGAUGGCAGCUGUUGUUGAGAAUGUUGUCAAACUGCUGGGAGAGCAGUACUACAGAGAUGCCAUGGAGCAGUGUCACAACUACAAUGCCAGGCUGUGCGCCGAGAGGAGCGUUCGGAUGCCGUUCCUGGACUCGCAGACCGGCGUGGCUCAGAGCAACUGUUAUAUCUGGAUGGAGAAAAGACACAGGGGACCAGGCAUGGCUCCAGGACAGCUGUACACUUACCCAGCCAGGAGGUGGAGAAAGAAACGAAGAUCUCAUCCUUCAGAAGACCCCCGGCUUAUCUUCCCUCCGGUUAAAUCAGAGCUAGAUUUAGGACUGAAGAAGGAUGCUCUGUUGUCAUCGGAUGGCAGCAGCCUGGAGGCCCUGCUGAAGGGGGACUCCUUGGACAAAAGGACAUCCGCAGACCUCCGAGGAUCUGAGGAGGAUUCCAACAUGAGUGAUUACACCGGAGGCCUGAACCCUGCCGCCCGGAUCAGAAAGAGAAUCAUCGAGCCUGACGACUUCCUGGACGACCUUGACGAUGAAGACUAUGAAGAAGACACGCCUAAAAGAAGAGGCAAAGGGAAAGGGAAGGGCCGAGGAGUGGGCAGCAGCAGGAAGAAGCUGGACACGGCAGCACUGGAGGACCGAGACAAGCCGUACGCCUGUGACAACACUCUCAAACAAAAGCAUAUUUCAAAACCUUCUGAAAGAGAAAGCAGGAGACAUCAGGAACCUGUCUGUGGGAAGCGCUACAAGAACCGUCCUGGCCUGAGCUACCACUACACCCACUCCCACCUGGCCGAGGAGGAGGGUGAGGAGAAAGACGACAUGGAAAUGAACGAGCCCGCCCUGUCGCUGCCCGAGGAGCCAAAAACUCCAAAGAAAGGUCCAGAUGGGCUCGCGUUGCCUAAUAAUUACUGUGAUUUCUGUCUGGGAGACUCCAAAACUAAUCACAAGACCGGCCAAUCAGAGGAGCUGGUGUCCUGCUCUGACUGUGGACGUUCAGGCCACCCCUCCUGCCUGCAGUUCACUCCUGUAAUGAUGGCCGCCGUCAAGACGUACCGCUGGCAGUGCAUAGAGUGCAAAUGCUGCAACAUGUGCGGCACAUCGGAGAAUGAUGAUCAGCUUCUGUUCUGCGAUGACUGCGAUAGAGGCUAUCACAUGUACUGUCUCAACCCCCCCAUGUCUGAACCUCCAGAGGGUAAGUCUGAACUGAGCCGCUCUCCUCCAAAGCUGCACAACAAGAAGCAAAGUCCAUAA